UGGUUCCUCCGCCUUCCCACUGAGCUAACGGCUCAGCUAUGGAGCCAAUCAUCUGACAAUGGAAACCAAUGUUAGGGACAGAGAGCAGGCAGCAAAGAUGGGCAUCACGCCGUUACUGACAUCAAAUAGUUAAAGAGCCAGCUUAGAAUAUUGGUUGUAAUUUAAAUAAUAGUGCGUAAUAAAGAGUUGUGUCGUGGCAGACGCGCCGUGUUCUGUUGCGCUGGCUCCACACUGUAGUCUUGGAUUGCAAAAAUAUGGCAAAGGUUCAGGUGAACAAUGUAGCAGUGUUGGAUAACCCAUCUCCCUUUUUAAAUCCUUUCCAGUUUGAAAUUACUUUCGAGUGUAUUGAAGAUUUACCAGAAGAUCUGGAGUGGAAAAUCAUUUAUGUCGGUUCUGCAGAAAGUGAAGAGUACGACCAGGUUUUAGACUCUGUUUUAGUUGGCCCUGUUCCUGCAGGGAGACACAUGUUUGUGUUUCAGGCAGAUUCAGCACAACCGGGACUCAUUCCAGAUUCAGAUGCCGUGGGUGUGACUGUUGUGUUAAUUACCUGCACGUACCGCGGUCAGGAAUUCAUUCGUGUGGGGUAUUACGUUAACAAUGAAUACACAGACCCAGAACUCAGGGAAAACCCCACUGUGAAGCCAGAUUUUGCCAGGCUCCAGAGAAACAUCCUGGCUUCAAAUCCACGAGUUACAAGGUUUCACAUCAACUGGGAUGACAGCACUGAGAAAAUGGAUGAUUCAGAGAACACACAUCCAAACAUGCAGCCUGUUCUUACUUCAAGCAAUCUACCUUCAGCAUCAAAAGGGUUAUCAGUCACUGGGAAUUCAUUCAGUCUUAUGUCAGGGUCACUCAUGAACUGCAUGUGACUUCCCACAUAAAAAGAAAUCAUGAAUCGUAAAUUAAUUUGUGAACAGGUGUUGAUUUACUGUGAAAAUGUGUCACCUUUCCUAUAUUGGCAUACAUGUUUAUUGAGGCUUAUAAGAACUAAAGAUACAAAUUUGUAGUUUUACAAUUGUGGUUAUUUGUUCCACUUUUAAUGUUAAAACAGUAAAAUGCUUUAUCUUUAAA
Acipenser ruthenus (sterlet) is the source of this 1071-nucleotide messenger RNA. Its product is annotated as histone chaperone ASF1-like. The record is from RefSeq and is a predicted model, not a curated record. Gene Ontology annotation, cellular component: nucleus. Gene Ontology annotation, biological process: DNA replication-dependent chromatin assembly. The transcript has 4 exons. Lineage: Eukaryota; Metazoa; Chordata; Actinopteri; Acipenseriformes; Acipenseridae. The coding region runs from base 255 to 869 and encodes 204 amino acids. Gene Ontology annotation, molecular function: histone binding.